AUGGCCAGCACACUAUCAGCGUAUUCUGACAAGAUCAGGGAAAUGUCUGUGCUUUCUCUCAUCUGCUCCUGUCUUGCAACUCAGCCUCACCCAAACACGCUGGUGCAGUAUGAAGACAUGGAGGUAAAGACGCUGAACAAGCGCACAUCUGGACAGGCGUUUGAGGUCAUCCUGAAAAGUCCCACUGACCUCUCUCCGGAGCGACCCCAGAGCCUGGCUCUUCCACCCCAGAAGAAGGAGCCCUCCCUGGGAGAGCUGCAGAGGAGGCUGCAGGCAGCAGAAGAGCGGAGGAAGUCUCAGGAGAAGCAGUUUCUGAAGCAGUUGGCUGAGAGGCGGGAACAUGAGAAAGAGGUUCUCCAUAAAGCUCAGGAGGUCCAUAACAACUACAGCAAGAUGGCUGAAGAGAAGCUAAACUACAAAAUGGAGCUGAACAAAGAGAACCGCACUGCCCGUCUCAAUGCUAUGAAACAGCGUCUGAGAGAGAAGGAGGUCCAUGCUGCAGAGGUGCGCAGAAAUAAAGAGCUGCAGUCAGAACUCUCUGGCUGAGGGUGAACUCUCCACAGCUCCGUUUCAAAGUUCCCAUCUGGAUUUGGUUUGGAAACCAUCACUUUUUAAAGUCACUCUGUUUUAAACAGUUAUUCCUGUUUGUCACACGUCAUGCCAGUCUUCUAUGUCACUGCAGAAACUAACCAGUAGUGUUGCAAGCUCCAGUUAUCUAUCUAAAGUUCAUAAAACUGACUCACAAUGAAACUGCACAGUUUGGACUGUAGAUAUCCACACUGGUAGUGUAGGGCAUUUCUGAUGAUAUUCAUGACAAAAGCUAACUUUUCUUCCAAAAAAAUCCUAUUUGUCUUCAAGUGAGCCAUAGUGAUGUUGGCUUGAUAUUGCUGAGUUGGAAAAUGUGGAGGGAUUUCAAAGACUGUUUAAAGACAACACCAUUAAAGAAUACAGCUUCACAUAGAA
Chanos chanos (milkfish) is the source of this 963-nucleotide messenger RNA. RefSeq names its product stathmin-like 3 (gene stmn3). Gene Ontology annotation, molecular function: tubulin binding. The record is from RefSeq and is a predicted model, not a curated record. Gene Ontology annotation, cellular component: cytoplasm; neuron projection. Lineage: Eukaryota; Metazoa; Chordata; Actinopteri; Gonorynchiformes; Chanidae. The coding region runs from base 1 to 546 and encodes 181 amino acids. Gene Ontology annotation, biological process: microtubule depolymerization; regulation of microtubule polymerization or depolymerization; neuron projection development. The transcript has 5 exons.